CAUCCUUCAAAGAAAAGGGAACCUGACUCUGGGACAGGAAAAAAGGAGCGAUCAUACCCCACCGCUGAAACACGACCCACUGGGCACAGAGGCAGAGGGGCUGACGGCCGUCUCUGACACCCGGCGAAGACAGGCAGGAUGCUGGCCAAAAUCCUUGAGGACAUGUGGGUGGAGCCCGAGGUGCUGGAGGCCCUCAGCGAGGAGCAGAAGAGGAUCCUGUUCUUGAAGAUGAGAGAGGAGCAGGUUCGCCGCUGGAGAGAGAGGGAAGAGAGAGAGGAGAGGGAAGGAAGAGACAACAGCACCAGGACAAAGAAAGCUGACAACAAACACGUGAGGUGGCUGCUGGGUCGGGACGGGGAUGUGAGCGUCAUCGUGAUCGGAGAGAUGGACGAGUUCAGGUCCUCCAAACUGCUGCAGAGCCUCAUGAACAACAGAGUCCACAGUGAUAAUAUGAAUGGCAUCCAGACGGCAGACAUGCUGCCAGGAAGAGAGGCCCAGCAGCACGGCUUUAAAGAAGACAUCCAGCUGUCCCUCACAGAUGUUAGCGGUGACCCGGCUUCACCGCACGACCAGUGGUCUGAGGAGGACUCCUGCAGCGCCGAUGACGACCCCAAGGACCCCGCCGAGGACAGCGACAGUGAAUCAGGCAGCAACUCGGACAACCUCGGCGACUGGACUCCUCUCUACAGGCCCCAUCUUAGUAGCCAUGGCAACCAGCCGCUGCUCAAAGCCAAGCUGUCAGACACAGAGAGGGCCAGCCCGCAGGACAGAGAGAUCGUGUCAGAGAACAAGUCAGACUACGGAGGGCGCGUGGCACAGCUCAGGAAGGCAUUCGCAGAUGAUCCUCACAGCACACCUGGCUACACCAAACCUCCUAUACCUGCUAAACCUGCUCACCUACAGAAAGGACCUCUGGUCCAUUAGGACUAAAGGUGUGUCCAGCCGGCUACGACACAACACUGUGACCCCACAGAGGCAGAGCCUGCUGUGCUGAGUGUGACGAGCCCUAUGAACAAAAUAAUGGCUCAGUGAGACACUGAUGGACCAGGCUGAGGCCACAUACACUGGAAGAAAAGGAUCCUUACUUGAACCUGAGUGGUGAACUGAGUUUCACUUUGUUGGGCUUCGAUUCACGGACCAACCUGCAGACAGAAAAAGGUCUGGGGGGGUGGAGAGACUUGAAAGCUUUUCUACUGAAGUCAACCUGAAUGAUAAAACCAAGCAGCUUUGAUGUUGCUGAGUUCAAAUACACUCACAGAGUUUGUGUGAUUGACAGGCAGAGAGACAUGUCCACACACACAGACUAUUGACUACAGGUGGAAAACCAAUGUGGUGCACUUUUUAAAAGAGUUUUAAUGAAGUUUUAUUAUUCAAAGGCAGAAGAGGUUAUUGGGAACUGAAACAUGUAUUUGAUAAAAAUAUAUAUAAGCAGGUCUUUCUGUGCUGUUUAAAGCUUUAAACUGUUUUAAAUGUAGUCCACGUUACUUCUUGCUGUACUGUUUUAAAACCAUCUUCAUCCAGUAUAUCAAUCACAUU
Messenger RNA from Centropristis striata (black sea bass), 1536 nucleotides. RefSeq lists its product as uncharacterized. Gene Ontology annotation, cellular component: cytoplasm. The coding region runs from base 139 to 924 and encodes 261 amino acids. Lineage: Eukaryota; Metazoa; Chordata; Actinopteri; Perciformes; Serranidae. The record is from RefSeq and is a predicted model, not a curated record. The transcript has 5 exons.